This is a messenger RNA of Galendromus occidentalis (western predatory mite), 2842 nucleotides long. Its product is annotated as transmembrane protein 245. The transcript has a single exon. Lineage: Eukaryota; Metazoa; Arthropoda; Arachnida; Mesostigmata; Phytoseiidae. Bases 257 to 2767 code for a protein of 836 amino acids. The record is from RefSeq and is a predicted model, not a curated record.
UCCGCGGGCUCGUCAGCUGUGAGAGUUUCUCCCCAGUGCACCACCGAUAGGAAUACAGAGCAGAAGCGGAUCGGAACCGUAUUCUCGCUUCGUGAUUCGUGACACUCUGUCGGAAGUUCUCCCGCUACAGAUGGCUGACUUAUGCAAAACGCGACAAAUUGUGAGCCCAUCGGACAUGCGGUUUCUCCUUCCCCAGUGAGUCGCAUUUGAGAACCCUCACGAGGAAAUCGAGUGAGCAGCUCCCAUAAAUAUCAACAUGGAUAUGCUGAACAACAUAUUCACGCCUCAGGGGCACGAAUCGGCCAUGAAACAGGCCCUCUACAACACGUUAGCCUUCGUGUUCGUACUGGUGUUCGCUGUCGCCGGCGUAGCUCUGUACUUCAUCUUGGAACCGUUUCUGCAGCCGCUAUUGUGGGCAUUAUUGUUCGGUUCUGUACUCUAUCCCUUCAAACACUCUCUCUCGGAAUUUCUACGAGAAUGGCUGCAGAACGUCCAAGCACCGCUUGCCGUCGCGGUCGCGACGUCGCCAGUGGUGCUUCUCGAUAGUAUCGCGCAUUCGUUCAUGACCAUGUUAUUUAACUACAGUAAAUUAUUUAUCGCGGUAGCCGGAUCCAUCCUGGUGGCCUGGUUCCUGCCCCUCGCAUGGUUCAUGAAAGUCGUGCAGCUCGUAAACAUAAUGUACAGUCUGUUCGGACUUCUCGUGUCGAUUCUCUCGACAGCUUUCACGGUUUGGACAAUGACCAUCGCUUUCGUCUUCGUUCUUCUGUUCAAUUUCAAUGACAGCGUGGCCCCUAUUUUCCACAUGCUCAGCCCCGUGAUGUACUUGUCCAUAUUCUGCUAUCUGACGGGAAUGCUCGGUGCUCUGAGGAUACCGAUCAUUCUCGCAGUCUUCUUGUUGAUGGUCAUUGGAUUUUUUGCCGAGAUCGAAGACCGCGGCAAGUGCGGUCCCAAAACCAGUGAGAAAGCAUCGACGAAAACGUACGACAGAAUGUCGAUUGUCGAGAUCACGGUCGCUCGCAAGAUGAAACUCUGGUACAUCAGACUCAAGGACGCGCUCAGGAGCCCAGAAGACGUGCCGGAACCGGAGAACGAGGACUACACGGAACCCGACAAGCGCCCACCACCCCUCAUCCAAGUUGAUGACGUGGACAAACCAGCGGACGAGACUGAAGACACCUGUACGGAACCGACGAGCCACGAGAGCGACCUCUAUCUCAUUGCGGUCGUCUGGGCUUGCGUUGUGGUCCAGCUAUAUAGGAAUCUAUGGUUCAUGCCACUAAUGUACAUCCCGAUGCUCUACGGUGUGAUGAAGGGAAUCUGCCUCAGAUUGAACGUAUCGGAAAUGCUUCGAGGUUUUCGUGAUAACUUCGAUAACUGGUACGAAACGAGGAGAGACGCCAUCGCCCCAGCCUUCGUUCAAGGGGUUUUCCGGCUGCUCUUGAAGGGAGACCGGAAGAUAAAGCAUAUCCUCGAAGAUUCCGUGGACUCGAUUACAUCGAUCCUUGUCAUAAUACUGCUCUUUCUGGUGGCUACUGUCGGCACGAUUUUCAUGGCCUGUCAGGUCUACGGAGAGAGUGUUCAUCUGAUCGGGAUCACUUCGGGUGUCAUCAACAGGACUCUCGUUCACAAUCCAGAGCUCCAACAGCUGGUUCCCGAUACAAUCAGCAACGUGCAAGGGGCUCUGGAUUCGAUGUUGGGAGACGCCUAUCAAUACGGAAAAGACUGGAUCCGAGGCAGCCUGAGGCGACUUUUGGAAAACAAAGACGAUCCCUCUAAGGCUGAAGCACUCGAGGGCGAAAUCAUGGAUUUGUGGGACAGAAUCUACCACAUGUGGAUCAGACAGAGGAACGCUACAGAGAGCGAAGGGGAGAAAAUCCUGGCAAGUCCCUCCUGGAAUACCCUAAUCGAUGGACUGAAAACACUGGAUCUGAGUGCUAUCACAAAUUUCGUGAAAGAUAAUUUAGACACGCUGCAAACGGUCAUCGAUUCCGUUUGGGUGAUCCUUAAGGGCAACGUCACGAUUUUCAUCUCGGUAAUCACAGCCAUCUUGUCGGUUGUUUUCGGCGGCGGAACCGCUGUUCUCAACUUCGUCAUAAACUUCAUCGUUUUCACAACAGCACUGUUCUAUCUUCUCGCGGCGAGCGAUAGCACGUACAAACCAAUUCAACUGUUGAGCAAAGCCAUUCCCAACAGCAAGGGCAAACCCAUCUCUGGACUGGGAAAAGCUGUCGAACAAGCUAUCAAUGGCGUUUUCGCACUUUCAUUCAAAAUGGCAUUCUUCUAUGGUCUGUAUACCUGGCUAAUCCACUCAUUAUUUAACGUUAAUAUCAUUUACAUACCGUCGGUCCUUGCGGCCAUUUUCGGCGCCGUUCCUUUUCUGGGCACGUAUUGGGCUUGCCUGCCAGCAUGUCUCGAGCUUUGGUUGGUCAAUGGAAACCCCGUGCGUGCCCUGAUAAUGUUCUUGGCGCAAAUUCUCCCCAUGUGUUUCGUAGACACCGCUAUCUACUCGGAAAUAAAAGGAGGUGGACAUCCGUAUCUCACGGGCUUAGCCAUCGCGGGAGGCGUGUUCUGUAUGGGUGUCCAGGGUGCACUUUUCGGUCCGAUGUUGCUAUGCGUUUUGAUAGCAGCCUGCAAUGUUUACUCGAAACUGGUACAGAAAUCCAACCUAGCGAAUUUCGAAGAGUUUUCUGUUCCACAAUCACCCAAGCCGCGCAUGAGAAAACGAGCUUCUUUCAGUGGCCAGCUAGUCACGGAUAAAUUUGAUUGAUAGCCCACGAUCGUACACUUCCGAAGACGUCCGGACAUCCUAGGUUUGCCCCCGCUGCUUUGGAUGGUUUGUGGG